GCGGUUCCCGCAGCGCUGACGGUGCCCGGCCCCGCGUCCCGCAGGCUCUAUGGCUCCCAAGGGCGGCCCCGGCGGGCGGCAGCAGUCGGAGGAGGAUUUGCUGCUGCAGGACUUCAGCCGAAACCUCUCGGCCAAAUCCUCGGCGCUCUUCUUCGGCAACGCCUUCAUCGUCUCCGCCAUCCCCAUCUGGCUUUACUGGAGGAUAUGGCACAUGGACCUUGUUCAGUCUGCAGUCCUCUACAGUGUUAUGACCCUCAUCAGUACCUACCUGGUAGCUUUUGCCUACAAGAAUGUCAAGUUUGUCCUCAAGCACAAGGUGGCACAGAAAAGGGAAGACGCUGUUUCCAAGGAGGUGACUCGCAAGCUCUCCGAGGCAGACAACAGGAAGAUGUCUCGGAAGGAGAAGGAUGAAAGGAUUCUGUGGAAGAAAAAUGAAGUUGCAGACUAUGAAGCAACAACUUUCUCCAUCUUCUACAACAAUACUCUCUUCCUGGUCCUGGUCAUCAUUGCUUCCUUCUUUGUGCUGAAGAACUUCAACCCCACUGUGAACUACAUCCUGUCCAUCAGUGCUUCCUCUGGCCUGAUUGCUCUGCUGUCUACAGGCUCCAAGUAGACCCCAAACCCCCACAGCAGUUGGGUUCUGCCAUUCACCAAAGGAGGAGGGACACACAGUGAU
Messenger RNA from Dryobates pubescens (Downy woodpecker), 676 nucleotides. RefSeq names its product signal sequence receptor subunit 3 (gene SSR3). Gene Ontology annotation, biological process: SRP-dependent cotranslational protein targeting to membrane. The record is from RefSeq and is a predicted model, not a curated record. The coding region runs from base 50 to 613 and encodes 187 amino acids. Lineage: Eukaryota; Metazoa; Chordata; Aves; Piciformes; Picidae. The transcript has 5 exons. Gene Ontology annotation, cellular component: endoplasmic reticulum; membrane.